This is a messenger RNA of Eleginops maclovinus (Patagonian blennie), 12227 nucleotides long. RefSeq names its product N-acetyltransferase 16 (gene nat16). Gene Ontology annotation, molecular function: acyltransferase activity, transferring groups other than amino-acyl groups. The record is from RefSeq and is a predicted model, not a curated record. Bases 223 to 1299 code for a protein of 358 amino acids. The transcript is spliced from 6 exons. NCBI's taxonomy places the organism in Eukaryota, Metazoa, Chordata, Actinopteri, Perciformes, Eleginopidae.
GAACUGUGCAGCCCCGUGCAUCAGCCGUGAUAACCGCCUGCCAUCCCCCGACCUGCCGACACCAAGGACACCACCACCGGCCAUCAUCCGCGGCGGGGCAACGUUGGAAAAAUGACAUGGAGCCUGCUAUCGCACAACAGAGUGGUUUGCUUAUGUGUUUGCGUCCGCACGGAGCCUACUGGCAUGAAGCACUGGAGCCAAGGAUCAACCCUGGAGACAUGAAUGAUUUUGGUGUCCAUGUUCUCAUCACACCAACAGGAUAAUCUACUGAAGACAUGUUAUUUCAAGAUGAAGAUUGAUACCAGCCUGACUAUGCUCCAGCUCCCAGAGGCCCUGUCCCAGGCAGGCCUUCAGUUUUCGGUGGCCACUGAGGAGGACUUUGAUGAGAUCAUGGGCAUGAGCCAGGGUAUCUAUGGAGGCCUCGACUACCUGCCCACGAGAUACACCAAUUGGCUGCAGGAGAGCAACCGCACAGUCAUAUUGGCCCGCAAACAGGGAAAAGUGAUUGCUCUGGAGUCAGUGGUUGUGAUUGACGAUGGGGAGACAAUGCUGGUGGAAGGGCUACGUGUCGCCCCUCAGGAAAGGGGCAAGGGUGUGGCAGGGGUUCUGCUGCGCUUUUGCUCUGAUCUGGUCAAAUCUAAGUUUCCUGACGUCAAAGUAACCCGCUUGACCCGUGACGAUCAGCUCGGACCCAAGGAUUUCCAGAAAUAUCGCCUCAUAACCAAGCAGGGUAUUCUCCUGGUGCGCUUCAGGGCUGAAGAACUCAAGCUCCGUCUGUCUGAUCUUGGUCUUGGUGGAGAUAUUCAAUCUUCUUUGUCCACCUCCUUCAAACCUCCUCCAGUGCGUCUCGACAAUACAACCAUCCAGCGUCUGUAUCUGACCACUGAUCGGAUGCAUGGGGUCCUUCCUAACGCCACCAUCAUUCAAGAUUGGCAGCCAUUCAAGCUUCUACCCAGUAACAUGGCUAUUGUACUGAAGAAGGACAUUGACUGGAUGGUCGAUGAUGUGGCCAACCCUACUGUGGCCAGCCUCUGUACAUUCCCUUUCAGGGUGCCCAUUGGAGAUGACUGGUAUUACCUGAACAUCGACAUGUUCGGUAAGGACCUGGACCUGGUCCGGCAGCAGUUCCUGUGCCACCUGCAGCGCCACACUGCCACUCUGAAGGGUCACGUGAUGUGCCAGAUGUUCCUGGACCCGCCAAUCUGGAAGCCCAUGAUGGAAUUCUGCCGCAACAUCUUGAACGUGGAGCUGGUGAAGGAGUACACCGAGCAAUGCGUGGUGGAGUCAGACGUCAUCUAGCUGCGGAAUGAGGAUGGAAAGGAGUAGAAGACGUAGGAGCCAGAAAGGAAUAAGGACAAGGGGCAAAACAACAAGGAGUGGACACAACUCAAUUACACAAAAAACACAACCCUUUGUACUGAGGAGAGAAACCAGGCCAACAAAAUGUAGGUUCUACAAAACAAAACAAGUUUUUGCUGGUAGCGCAGUUUCAUUUAACGAUACCCAAAUAUAUACAGAGGGGGGACAUGAAAUAACAUUAUGUAAUCGGAUACAAUAAGUCUAUGAUAUUCAAUUGCUGUUUGAGGUGUUGAUACAACCUAAUCACUCCUAAAAUUCUUACUUAAUUUCUUUUCCUUUUUUUGACCCAAGGCUAGUCAAACACAACUAGAAUUUAAAGAUGUUUAUUGGGUCAGCUUUUUUGAGUUUACAAUUGUUAAACUGUACAAAUUCCAACCGUUAACCGACAUCACUUUGAAACGUUUGAAAACGUAUAAAAUCUGAUGAUUGGAAACUGAUGCAGACUAAAGCAACACCACUACAAACUCAAGCCUGGAAAUUGAAUAUACAGUUGAAUCAUUACCUUGUUAAUAUAUCUUGACUAUGAUUACAUUUUUUUUUUGUUAGUUAUGAAUAUGUCCACCCUCUGUAUGCCAUACGACUGGGGAAGGUAUAGUAAGAGUGAUGAGCUUGGGAAGGCUUUCUCACACCGGUAGCAGUGAUGUACCCUGAAACCUAAAAACAGUCAACAUGCAAAUGCUAUUCUUUUAUAAAAAAAAAUAAUCUAUUACCCUUAGGGCAUCUCAAACCUUUCAUCUCCGUUCUUUCUGUAAAUAAUAACCUUUAAAUAUGUACACGAGCUGAGUUGGGUUACUAAAUCUGCACAACUCUGAAGGCACUUUAUUAAAACUACACAGACAGGUUGUGUCUACGUUAGAAUGAAAGGAAUAGUUCAGGAUCAAAUAGGGGUAAUUUACAGAUCCCGUCACUCUCAUGUUGAUGGGUGCAUCUUUUAACUAGUAGGCUAUUCCUUGUAAACAACAACAACAACAACAACAACAACAACAAAUCUCUGCAGAAACAACAAACAAAGCCUGUCAUUUUAAAUGAACAUGCUCAGUCACAAAACGGCUGGCAAUUUAUCCUUCGUGAUGUUCAAUCUUAUGUCUUGGCUUUGGUGUUUUUUAUUGUUUUAAAUCUUUUACUGUAUAUAUAUGUUACUAAUUUAAUAUUUUCACUUAAAUGCUGCAAUAAAAUUUUAACAGAAAUUAAUAACUUCUGAAGCUGUAAGUGAAGUUUAGGCUUACUUUUGUAGAUUGCCAGCAUAAUGCCAAACAAAAUGCUAAUGCUUGAAAUUUUUUAACAGACUACUGUGCAGUUUACUACUGGCUUCAGCUAAUGCUGGGAGGAGGAGGAGGAAGAGGAGGAGGAGAUGGAGGAGGAGGACGGGAAUAACUGUUAUAAUUAACAGAAAUAUACUGAUAUGUUUUAACCAUCUUUAGCUGGCAAACGCCUUUUGAAAAAUAGUGUCGCCUGUGACUAUAGAGUAAGACCAGCGUUAGGACGACUCCAAACAUGUCCGAGCACACUCAUUUCUAGUUUAUUUUCCAGACAUAAACUGAAUAUUGUGGCUUAUACCAUGGCCAAGGACAGUACUAAUUUCUGAACAAUUGGCACCCGCUAUUCAAAUGCUAACUGCAUGGCUUUGUUGGUUUACGUUGGUCCAUCACUUUUUUACAGACAGAAGUAUCUUUACAAAUAAGCCUGCUAGAUCGCCCUGAAAUGUGGUACAGUUAAUAAAAUCGACUUAACAUAAACUUUUCAUAACGCCACCAUAAAAUACACAAAUGCAUGUCUCCUCAGGAUAGAUUGUAAUAACUUGGAAUGACUUAUCAUCUGGAAUCAUAAUCAGAUCACCAUUUUCAUUUUGUUUAAAAAUCAAAUACCUACAAAACUAAUGACAUUCCCAUCAGCCUCAGCUCUUAGCAAAAGCAUAAAUUAGCAUGAUAACAUGCCUCACUGAAAUGGCAUAGAUGUUAUAUAUUAUACUACUAGAACUGAUCAUGUCAACUGUCACUGGGAGCAUAUUAGCAUGCUAACAUUAGCAUUUAGCUCAAAGCAUCGCUGUGCCUAUACAGCCUUGCAAAGCUGCUAGCAUUGCUGUAGACUAGUUUUUGUUGGUGAGUGGCCAUGGUAUACGCACAGUACCAGUGUGUCGCCAUGGGUAAAAUAAUGACCUUAUUGGAGGACCCGACACUCAAAUGAUUCGGCCUACAUGUAGUCCAUUAUCAACUACAUUUAAAAACUUUAUAGAGGCUUCCUAGCGGGCCUUAAAGGUUUUAACACUUGCCCCUGUGGCAUUAAAAUGACAACAAGCAUGCAUAGCACAGAAAACAGACACUCAUUACUCUCUCUAAGUCUCCCUUUAAAUGCCCAUUUAGAGGAUGUGACACACGACCAAUAAUCUGAGCCAGAGAGAAGAAUCUUGUUGGGAAACAUCUCAGUUUGUAUACAACUAUUUUACCUCCCUGUUGCCUUGACCAACUAUUAUCUUGACUUCGACCCCUCUCUUCUUCCGGUAUGCAAUUUUAUAGGUGUAAGAAUGACUGGGCCUUUUUUCUAAGAUUAAUAAUGAGUCAAAAUAUUCCAAAAGUAUGAAAAGAAGGAACAAAAAAUCCUUUAAAGAUGAAUAUUUUAGCAGAGGCCUAUUCGAGUGGCCAUAAUCUUCGACAUUUACCAGGGAGCAUAGCAAAAUAGGAGGGAAAUAUCUUUUUACCGUAAUAUUUGUAACCAAAGAAAGUCACCACUCAUCUAUACCGAUGCCCUAUCAUUUGCUGCCAGGAGUGAAGUGAAGAUAUAGAAGGAUAGAAGACCAUGGGUGUGAUCUUUUUACUAUUUGUUUUUACGUGAUCACAAACUAUUUUUUGUAAUCUAUUUAUAAAAAUCUCAGUUAAUUUGUGGUCACUGAAUCCUUAUAUGGUCUUAACCCAAACUGCGUUCUCAUGAUUUUGAUUCGGAUGUGAUAAUCAUGUAUUAUCCAGCCAAAAACUAGUCAAUUUAGGGGCCCCGCCUUUUGUUAACAUUCUGGUUUGGUAGCUCAUAUUCUGGAUUUUGCUAAAAAAAUUCUCAAAUAUUUCCCUAUACUAUUCGUAAAUAAUGUAUAGUAUGCCCUUUUAAAUAUAUAAGUAGACUAGUUUAAUUAAAUGUGCUACAGAUGGUUUCCCAGUGGUAGGAACCAGUUAGUUGUCAGUUUAUUGAGUGUGUCAGCUGAUCAUUUCCAUUUAUUCAUCCUGGUUGCAGUCCAAGCAUGGUAGUCCAAUUAUACUUUCCAUUAGCCACAGCCACUAGCAAUUCCUGGGGGAUUCCAAGGUAUUCCCCAAUGCGAUGACCUUUGUAUUCCAAUCAGAAUGACCUCGGUCUGACAUGGUGUCUCAACCUAAUUUUAAAUGCCCAGAUACCCUCCUAAAGAAAGGUGUUCUUGAGGCAUGGUGAUCUGAUGCCUGAAACUGAAGGAUUGGCUCUGAGAGUCUUCCAGGUGUGUAGUUCCUCACCCUUUUUUCUUUGAAAAGUGAGAACAGACACCCCGUGUAGAAAACUAAUUUAUGCAGCUUAGAUUGGCGAUCUCAUUCCUCUUGGUCUUUGCCGAUCAUUCAGGGUUGGAAAGUAGAUCGACUGGUCUAGGGUUAGGGUUAGAGUUAGGAUAUUUUCCUCAACUAUGACAGUCCGGGUUAGGGUUAGUCCGUCAGUUAUCACAUAAUAGAUGCCGCACUACAUUGUGUGUUGAUAUCAUUUCAUCACAUCACACACCAAGACAAAAUCUUUACUUAAGGCAGUAACUUUCUCUUAACCCAAAGUAACCACUCCAUCAUGACAUAGGUGAAGACCAGAAUGUAAAUUGAUUGGUAAAUCCAGUUUGUGACUUCCGGACUCAGGUCCCUCUAAACCAAGGCAGAUUUUAGGUAAAUCCAUUUAAUCCUCACUUGUCUACAAGCACCUUAUACUCAGGUUUCUUGUUGGAAAGUUGUCAGUCCCAACUCACAACGAUCAUGAGAAAUCAGUUUGGUAUGUUCCAUUCGUUUUGUUGUCUCACAAAAUCAAAGCGUGUUUCAUCUUUCUUGUGAUUUCAAGAAAAUAACAAACAUCUUAACCCAUGUCCUCUACAGCCGUUUGUGCUUCUGUAUGAAGAUGUCUAGGAAGAUAAAGAUUUUGAAAGCCUUUAUGCAGUGAUGAAGAAAUGUAAAUAUGCAGCCCUUCUCCAUCCCCAACACACAAACACACACAUCUCAUACCAUUAGUAUAGUUAACCAGCUGUGUAAUCUUUGAAACUCUGUAAAAUUAGCUAGAUGUUUUCCUCUCAAUCGAAUACACCCUCUGUUCAAUUCCACAUAACCCUAACAUAGCAGGUAGGACUAUCCUUUGACAGAUUAUUAUAAAUAUACUCAUUAAUUUAUUUUUUGUUGUCUUGUCAUAAUAAUAUGUAAUACAUGUAAAUACGGUACUUUUUGCUGGAAAGCCACUGGAGUGUGUGAGAAUGAAGACUUAAUGUUAACACUUGAACAGCCAAAGCCUCAUUUGUAGGAAAUAAGCAUUGGCCAGUCGUCUGAGAACCUGUCAACCCAUCACUGAUCACCGAACUUUUUCAAAAAAUAAAACAUUCUAUUUUCAAUGUUCACUAAAUGUGCUCUACCGCCACUUCACUUUUAGCGCCAUUUCAGCAUGCUAUGCUUUCUUGAGUCCUGAUAUUAUAUGCUUCAAAGGGGGGGGUAGGGGGCCUUUUUUAAAGCUUUCUUCCACAUCUACAAAUCAACAAUCCCAUGUAAAAACUUUCUUCUAUCUAAAGGCCUUAGUAUGCUUCAAAGGAAGUAUGUUGUAGGAGGACUGUUACAAAUGACCACUAUAAAGUCUGCCAUCAUGGCAUCCCUUUUUAGUAAUCGUAAAGAUAAAAUCAAAGUUUUACAUUCCCCGCGAUCACCGGGCUUCUAGACACUUAGACAAUACGUUUCUUUAAAGCAUACUGAGGCCUUACAGUUUUGAAUUGUAAUCCUUGAAGUAUUUUUGUGUACAAACAAACCAUUUUUUUACCCUUCAAGUUGCUAUGGUCAUGGCAACGUCAAUAAAUUGGCCUGGUCAGUUUCAUCAAUUUGUGCUGCCAAUUUGAGUUUUGUCCUUUUUUUAACUUUGAAUUCCUCAAACUGUUUUUCUACUGUGCUACUAAAAAAAGACUCAGAUGAAAGUUUCCAUUGCCGAUGUUAGCUACAGUUAUUCCAUAAAGUUGACUCAGUCAUCAUCACGUGAAAGAAAGCAUCUUUUGGAUGCUUUUAUUAUGACUCCCAAACAAUUUCACAAAGGCAUGCAAAUGUACUUGGCAGAAGCUGUACUUUUUUUUUUUUCUUUGCAUGUUAAUGUUCCAAAUUGGUCAUUACAUCUGCAAGUCCUCAAUGUACAUGCCUAUAUAACAGUAGCUAACCGCAGAGCCAAAGGUGAAGAGACUCCUACGAACUUCUGAGGUCUAAAACCUGAAGCGUUCACAAAUUAAAACACGUUUCUGCCGUUGAGUUCUGCCGAUUGAGAUAUAUCCGACAAAUGUGGUUUAAUGAAAUUCAGUGAUUAAAAACUGUUCUUCAUACUACACACAAAAAGAUAACAUCACUCAUCCCAGGCCUAGCUAAACACAGGUGAACCGAGGUCUUGGAUUAACCUCUUUAAUAGCAUUUCUUUUUUUUUAAUAAGGGUCCAUACAUUCUAACUUAUAGUUUAAUAAAAGUCAAUAGUAUGUAAUGCUUUAUUUAUGCUUUAUGGGUCAGUAAUAUGAACAGCAUUUUGGUUACAAGAUUGUGAAAAGCCCACUUGGAUUACAGUUUAUCAUCUUCCAGCACAUUUCAUGUUUUUUAAAUUGUUCUUUAGCGCUUGGCCACAUAUCUUCUGGCAUUAUUAGAAAGCUGGAAAAAUGCUUCCCUGGGCUUUGGUUGUUGUUUCUCUUCCACAUGAACAGAUUUUGGGUACAUUAGUGUGUUACCUUUCCAUUUUGAAAGUGGUGGCCUAGAUCUGCAGAUAUCUUUGAUGUGUCCUCACCUGCCACCGCUGUUAAGGUUUGGUAUAUUGUGGUUUAGGUUAAAAAAAUGAUUACUUCUUAAAGGUUAGAAGAACUAAGAGAUAUUGGUUUAAAUAAACUAGCAGUAUACUGUAAAUAGGAAAUGGGAAACAAAUACCACAUAUCCAGGUUUUGACAACUGUACAACAACCACAACAACGUUAUUGCUAACGCUGUCACGCUCUGACAGACAGGUCAUGAUACACAUGGUCAAUAGACGCCCUCACCAGAAAAUGGUUGUAUUUUGGCAUUUGAACAAACUAUUUGAGUCGUCAUUUUAAUGGUUAGAGGCUCUCUAAAGAUUUUUCACAACCUCAUAUUCCAAAAGCUUUGUAUAACUGGUUUAGUACUGCUUAAUAGAGCAUAAAUACAUAAAUGUAUUACCCAUAACCAAAGCAACAACUAAAAAAAUGGGUACUACUGUCUAAUGAACCAAUGUACCAUUUAUAAAGGGUUUCCACUACCGUACAGCUAGCAAAGGCACGCAACACCAGCAUGUACAUGUCAUGGAUAGUAACAAAGAGGAUGUAUUUGAUUAUAAGGAGAAUAAGGUUAGCUAAAAAGGGUUAAAAUGUUGGUUAUAGAACCCAGUAGCGCCCCAAAAUCCCCUUAAUCAGGGAAAAUAUCUUCAGCCUUGUUAGUCUCAGAUCAGUUUCCAGUUUUCCAGAGUGCUGGAUGCCUAUACUUACUUAUAAUAUAGUGUACAAAUAUACAAAAUGUUCAGUUAAUGCACUGGAUUUUAUGCAUAAUAUUUCUUCACUGGAUGUGGAUGCAUUGUGUGCUUGAGGGAAGCUCGAAGAAGUGCCAAAUUUCAUGACUGCUAAACUUCCAUGUUUGUCUAUUAGCCUAUGAAAAUUUAAGAAAAAAGCAACAAAAGUUUUUAUUGAAAACAUGAGCUUACAUAAGCCUGAAAAUGUAUGCCUAUAGCAUACAAACAAAAGUCAAAAGUGAUAUCAUCAGUGGUUGAACGUGUUGCUGAAUUGAAUUACUGGACGUUAUUUUGGUUACUCAUAGCACUUUGUUUGAAAAAUGUGAUACUUGUAUACUUUGUAUACAAGUGAAUAAAAUGCUAACACAUUGUGCUGCAAGCCCUAUAAGUACUAUAGGGUUAAGUGUUAUAUUAAUGUAUGUAUUAUGACUUAUUGUACAAGCCAUUGAGUUAGUGGGUAAAGCAGCAUGCACUUUAGUUGUCUUUGGCAAUAAUAGAUAAGCUCCCUUCUCCUGUAAAGUAGCAUCAACUUCAGUGAAAAACACCUUCUUGUUCUUGUGGAACAUCUUGAUGUCCAGAAACAAUCAUCCAGUGUCAUGUGAUUUAAGCCUUUUUCUGACAGUUUAACAAUGUUGCUCCAAAGCUGAAUCAUUUGACAAAUGACACGUAGAGUUUGUACUUUAACAUACAGUGGCAUUGAAAUAAGACUUUAUUUUAACAACAGAACAACACAAUAAAUGGUUAAAAUGGCUCUGUUAUGUGAAAGAAUGCAGGUUUGAGUUAGUUCAGCGAGAGAUAAAAGAUAAGAGAUGAAAGAAAAGGUAACUAAGUACAUUUAUUAUACUAGUUUUUAAGUACUUUUUGUGAGUAAUUCCAUUUUGUGAGACCUUAUACUUUUACAUUUCAUAGGGAAUAUUGUCCUUUUUACUCCACUACAUUAACCUGUAGUUACUAGUUACUAAUGUUGUUAAAUGCAAAUUAUAAAUAAGAUGCACUGCUAGACUUUAAACUAGUCAGUGUCAUGAUAGAAAUGUGUAGGCUUCAAAGAUUUUAUUUUAAUAUGCACCCAAUGAUGCAAAUCUCUGUACAUUACAUCUCUGUGCUUGAUUUGUAGUGAUUGCUAUAUCAUGGCUUGAUUGGUAAUGCUUUGAACCUCCAGAAGGAGGAACAUGAACAAACCUUCUCCAUUUGUUGUAUUUUAAGUAAAGACAAGUGCUGAGUCUGUGUUUUCUUUCACGUUAUUUUUCUCCCUUUUGAAGUCAUUUUUCAACAUUUUUGGAAUCCUAUUUGCUUUCUGUCCGAGCCUUAACAGAGAAUGUAUAGGCUCAAUAUCACGUCUGUGCCUUAGAGAAAUGGUUCAAACUCUUAGAUAAAUGCGCCUAUUUGCUUCUUUCAGAGAGUUACACAAUAAGAUUGAUAUCAAUCUUAUGUUUUUGUGUUGAGUGUGGAGCUGGAGUCAGGAAAUGGUUAGCCUAGCUUGGAAUAAAGACUGAAAGCAAGGGGAAUGCUAACGCUAACAGUGGCCUGUUUAAUCCUUCUAGACAGAAACCUCAAAAUGUUGAUUUGUGGUUUGAGUGGUUUGCUUUAAACCUUUUCUUGGCAGAGAACAGAAUAUUUAUAGCCCAGUUACUUCUUUCUGCACACAGUCCCUUGAGCUAAUCUGCUGCUAAACAAAUAAUUUCCAGCACAUAAUUGAACAUAAAACCAGCAUUUUUCUUUAUAGAAUGUCCGUCUAAGAUACAAGAUGUUAAAGAGUGAACAUUAGAGGUGUUGGUAGGUGUAUUUGUUCACUGUGGACAAAGCCAGUCUAGCAUUUUCAGCUCUUUCCUGUCUUCAUGCUAAGCUACCACAUGCUAACUCCAGCUCGGUACUUAACACACAGACAUGAGAUUGAUAUCCAUCUGAACAUCGUGAACACUGAAAGAAUGUAAAUACCCGUAUCUAAAAAAGGUUUUCUAUUAAGUGAAGGGUCUGGGCUCAGGUUUAGCUUAGCUUAGCAUAAAGACUGGGGGCGAGUCGAACAGCUAGCCUGGCUCUUGCCAAAUAGUUUUUCUCAAAAAUGUUGAACAAUGUCUUGAAGGGUUUUACACCAGCAGUGCGUGGAUACAUUAUAUAUUUAUAGAAUAACACAUGAGUACUGAUGCAACGGUAAAAAAAGAAUGUGAAAAAUAUAUUUUAUUAUAUUUUACUUUGAAUACUUCUUACUUGCAAUUUCUGAAUGCAGUUUUAUUCCAUCAUGGUACUGAUAGCUUUACUUAAAUAAAGGAUCUCAGUGUUAUUCCCACUUCCAUUAAUUCAUUCUGUGGCUACCUUUCAUAGGAUUUUAUUAUUAUAAUUUGAUAUGAAAGUAUUUUUGUAGCACAACAAUUGGAUUGUUGUGCAAAAUGUAUUUUUUAUCAAAUAUUCUUCUAAGCAUAUUAAUAAAUUUGAAGUCACAGAGAAAACUGUUCCUAUCCUGUCCUCCACAGCAAACAUGAUGCAAUUAUCACACACAGUUACACAAUUCAAACCUUUCCCACCAAUAUAUAUAUAUUUUGAAACAAUAAACGUUUCUAAACAUGUGUACUGUAUUAUCAAGAUCGGGUUGCCCCAAGUAGGUUUUCCUAAAACUGGUCCCUACUGUUCAGUCAGUCUUACAUUGGUUGCCCCAACCAAACAUAUGUCUAGUCUUAACCACGCCCUUCUAAGAUAAAUGUCUGCUCAUGUGAAUGUUCACCUGACUAUUCCCAUUGCAUACACCUUAGACAAGAACAUUCACAGAGCUUUUCAUUCUGUAUUGAGCACCAUACUAACUGAAAACACUUCUGAUUAGUAAUACAUUUUGUAUAUUAUCCAGACAAUUAUGAAACUUAAAUUAACACCACCUAAGAUAAAUUGAAGGCUUGAUCCUGUAACAAUUUACAGUCAAACUAGCAGUGAUGUUUGUGCUUAUGCCAGUGAGCCAUAUUCAAAAAGCAAUUCAAAUGCUAAAUAUAAUUUCAUUAAUGUUGUCUCAUUAUGUGAGCACAAAGGAGAAGGCCACAACACUUCAGUGGUCAGCUCCAAGGCCAAGGAAAUUGUAUACGGUUGCAUUUCCAAGGUAACAUCAAAAAGCAAAACAGUGUCUUUAGUUUUCAAUAAUAUCUGCUGUGAAUAUAUCAUAUUUAGUUUUCAUAUAGUCUUAAUGUGUCAAAUCAAGAUUGUUCUAUCACAAAUGUUGACUCUAUGCGUGCACCUAACAACAAUGAAGUUGGACUGAGAACGCAACGUAAAUGUAGAAAACAGUUACAGCUCGUUUAGCUUAGGACCAUGCAUAUGACCAGUUUGUACAACUGGCCUAGCAUGUUAGCAUAUUGUGAGCAUUUUAGCAUGCUGACUUUAGCAAUCAAGCACUGUUGUGCCUAAGCUGAAAUUCAGUUUAUUUUAAGGAUAAUUGACUUUGUCAUUAGCAUUGGAACCAAUGUGUCUCCCGACCUUUGCAACAAAUAUUCUAGCAUCCUUAAUCACAACAAACUGGCUACUCAAGGCAUGGUUGCUGGCGAGCUAACAGCUUACGUCGUACCGUUGUUAGAGUACGUUCGCUUUUUGGGACAAAAAAACAAUCAGUAUUCAAAUUAGCUUGAAAGCUUAAAUUCACCUGGCUCUCAGUCUGAAUGCAACUAUUGAAGUCCUGUUUUAAACACAAAGGCCUACAUAAAAGAAAUUGUUCAAAGCUCUUCUCUUACAGUUGGUGUGCUGUGCAUAGUAUACCAUGGUGAUCUGCCAACAGAACUACAUCUGAGUGUCCUAGAAUGGUGUGGCUGACAGUGUAAGAAGGUCCAGAAACAGUCUUUGCUUUUGCCAUUUUAAAUGUUUCAUUACAUCACACGUUUAAAGGUCUUGUAUUCCCAAAAAUUAUCAUAUUUCCAAUACCUGGGAAACUUCAUUUACAGGAAACCAAAGUUUGAAAACGAAAGUGGAAGUGUAAUUUACUGCUCAGGUCAUGCUGGCACAUUGGGGUAAAGAACUGAGAAGGCUGUCUUUUAAGAUAAAUGCUGCAUAAGAUCAACACACUUCCUGUUUGUUUGUUCUUGUGGCUGACAUACUUUUACUCGACUGGCGGAGGUACGGUCAUUUUCCCAUGUAAAUAUUUGAAACUUUUACAUUAAAACUUUACCGUAAAAAAACGAA